Molecule: messenger RNA, 417 nt
Organism: Pecten maximus
Lineage: Eukaryota; Metazoa; Mollusca; Bivalvia; Pectinida; Pectinidae
Exons: 1
Coding region: 1-417 (138 amino acids)
Source: RefSeq, a predicted model, not a curated record
AUGCAGGACCUUCGAUCAAAAUCAUCGAAACCGCACAAUCUUGUUCGUCAGCUAAGACUUUAUCUUGACGAAGACAAUCUUAUCAGAUGUGGAGGACGUAUCAACAAUGCACCGGCAUCUCAUGACGCUAAGUUUCCAUAUUUACUGCCAACAAAACACAAGUUCACAGAACUACUUGUGCGAAACCUACAUUUACAGAAUCAUCAUUGUGGCGUAGGCAGCACAAUUACGUUAUUACGACAAAGAUUCUGGAUACCUGCAAUUCGCCAACUCGUCAACAGUGUACUACGGAAAUGUGUGAUUUGUCGCAAAGUGUCGGGCAAACCUUAUACCGCCCCUGAUCCACCACCUCUACCUAAAGACAGAGUAAUGGAUAGACCCUUCAAAGUCACGGGAGUGGACUUCUCAGGGGCCUGA